AUGGCUACUGCUACUGCACGUAAAGUCAGAGACGCAGCUAUCCUCAAAGCUGACUCGUCUCGUAAUGAAGAGACAACAGCAUGGUGCAAUCGCGAUUUAGUUCCUCUUCCUCCGUCCAGGAGAACAUGGGGAUGGUUUAACUUUUUUGGUGCACAGUCUCUUGGCGCCUUGAAUGUGGCAACCUGGCAAACGCCCAAUACCUUCCUAACCCAAGGCCUUUCUGUAGGCCAGGCCAUGGCUAUCAUCGUGGUGUCUAGAUUCAUAGUAUCUCUUUUUGCUUGCAUCAUCGCAUGGUGUGGUUUGACUUGGCACAUUGGUUUUACCAUUCAGAAUCGAUUCACUUGGGGAAUGCGAGGCGCAUAUAUUCCCCUGCUUCAGCGUUGUCUAUUGAACUUCAUUUGGAACGCGAUCCAGUGCUGGAAUGGUGGGAAGCUCGUUACUGUUUGUUUAACAGCACUAUGGCCAUCUUUCAAACAGAUUAAGAACACUCUGCCCGACAACGUGCCGACAACAACGUCUGAAAUGGUGGGCUUCACAGUCUUCUGGCUUAUUUCCGUCCCUUUCUUGUUCAUUAGACCAGAGAGAUUCAAAAAGCCAUUCUUCAUCUCCAGCGUCGGCUGUGGUGUUGCGAUGUUGGCUAUGAUGAUAUGGUCUCUGGCUGUCGCAAAGGGAGUCGGUCCGGUCUUCUAUAAAGGUGAAAACGUUUCCUCGACAUCGAGAUGGAGCGUGUCCUGGUUGAUGAUGGCUGGUUUAAACCAAGCGAUUGGCCAGAAAGUUGCAGGAAUGGCUAAUGAGAGCGACUUCUCCCGUUAUUCGAAAGAUCACAUGGCUUUUGUCGUUGGAACCGUCUCUGUUCAAUGGAUUGUUGGCAUUUUUGUUUCGUUGGGCGGUCUUGUUACCACAGCCGCAUGCCAAAUCAUUUACGGGAAGAUCUGGUGGAACCCGCCCGAUCUCAUGAUGGUGAUGAUGGAUGACGGAAAUGGCUCGUCCGGAGCACGCGCUGGAGUGUUCUUUCUCGCCCUUGCUUUCACGUUCGCCAUUCUCUUCCAGAACGUGUGUGGCAAUGCCGUUGCUGGAGGCAUUGAUUUGGCCGGCGUCUUCCCCAGGUACAUCGAUAUUCGCCGCGGCGCCAUCAUCACAUUCCUCGCAACUUGGAUUAUCCAACCAUGGCAGCUCAUCAAUCGGGCUGCCACAUUUGUAACCGUUCUAAGCUCUUUCUCCGUCUUCUUGGCCCCUCUGCUGGGUGUCAUGAUAUGCGAUUACUUCUUCAUCCGCCAUCAAAAGGUCCGUCUCAAUCACCUAUACCACACUGAGAAUUCCGAUUAUUGGUUCACUCAUGGUGUGAACUGGAGAGUUAUCCCUUGUUGGAUAGCUGGCUGGGCGCCUACGAUUGGUGGUCUGAUUGUAACUGUUGGGGGCAUGACUUCCGCACCGGAUGCCCUCUUUCAGUUGUACUACACCGCAUUUUUCACCGGCCUCUCCAUCUCGUUCACGCUUUUCUAUGCUGUCAAUCUGAUGUUUCCCGUUAAGGGGGCCGGGGAGUUUGAUCCAUACGACGACUGGGCAACAUUCACUCUUGGGGAGGCCGCUAAGUUAAACAUUAUUCCCAACGACAAUGCCGAAGAAUUACCCCAUAUCCGCUUGGGGGCCUCUGGAUAUGAUCCAAACUCUCAGCAAAGUCGGCAAGAGCUAGGUUUGAAAUCAUGA
Clonostachys rhizophaga is the source of this 1707-nucleotide messenger RNA. The record is from the annotation of a GenBank genome assembly. Lineage: Eukaryota; Fungi; Ascomycota; Sordariomycetes; Hypocreales; Bionectriaceae.